Molecule: messenger RNA, 3672 nt
Organism: Gadus morhua (Atlantic cod)
Lineage: Eukaryota; Metazoa; Chordata; Actinopteri; Gadiformes; Gadidae
Product: NLR family CARD domain-containing protein 3-like
Exons: 10
Coding region: 144-3506 (1120 amino acids)
Molecular function (GO): protein binding
Source: RefSeq, a predicted model, not a curated record
AGAAGCUCUGGGGGGAUCUCUUCUCAGAUUACCCACAAUGCUCAGAGGGUCAGAGGGAGGAGGAGGUGGAGGUGGAUGGUGAGAAGGAGGAGCAGAGGAGGCGCGCCAUAGAGGGAGUGGUGGAAAUCACAAAGCUCUGCCUGAUGGAGAUGAACCAGGAGGGAUUGGCCGACAAACUGUUGAGAGGAUCUGCUGCUGUCGAGUGCCAACAUAAAAUCAAGUCUCAAUUGAAGAAGAAGCUCUGGUGUGUGUUUCAGGGAAUUGCUGAAGCAGGACGUUCAACACCUCUGACUGAGUUCUACAUAGAGAUCUUCAUCACAGAGAGAGGCAGUGGAGAGGUCAACAAGGAACAUGAGGUCAGACAGAUAGAAACAGCUUCCAGGAAACGAGCCAAGGAAGAAACGGCAAUCAGAUGUGAAGACAUCUUUAAACCCUUACCUGGACAAGAUAAACCAAUCAGGACAAUUAUGACAACUGGAGUGGCCGGCAUUGGUAAAACCAUCUUAACACACAAGUUCACUCUGGACUGGGCUGAAGGCAAGGCCAACCGUGACAUACACUUCACAUUUCUCUUCAAUUUCAGGGAGCUGAAUUUACUGAAAAAUAAAGAGUUUAGCUUGGUGGGACUUGUUCAUCACUUCUUUAUUGAGACCAAAGAAGCAGGAAUCUGCAGAUACGACCGGUUCAACGUUGUCUUCAUCUUGGAUGGUCUGGAUGAGUGUCGACUUCCUCUGGACUUCCAGAACAACCCGAUCUGUAAUGAUGUCACAGAGUCAACCACGGUCGACGUUCUGCUGACAAACCUCAUCAGGGGCAACCUGCUUCCCUCCGCUCGCAUCUGGAUAACCACACGCCCUGCGGCAGCAGAUCAGAUCCCUGCUAAGUGUGUUGACAUGGUGACAGAGGUGAGGGGGUUCACUGACCCACAGAAGGAGGAGUACUUUAAGAAGAGAUUCAAAGACGAGACGCUGGCCAACACAAUCAUCUCCCAUGUCAAGAAAUCACGAAGCCUCCACAUCAUGUGUCACAUCCCAGUCUUCUGUUGGAUCACUGCUACAGUUCUGGAGGACUUCUUCGAAACAUCCCAGAUAGGAGAAGAAACGCCCAAGACCGUGACUCAGAUUUACAGCUACUUCCUAAGGGUUCAGUCCAUACAGGGGGACAGGAAGUAUCGUUCGAUAGCUGAAACAGAUCCACACUGGAGUUCACAGAGCAGGCACAUCAUUGUUUUACUGGGAAAACUGGCUUUUAACCAGCUGGAGAGUGGCAACCUGAUCUUCUACGAGGAAGACCUGGCAGAGUGUAAAAAAAAUUUCAACGAAGCCUCAGUGUACUCAGGACUGUGCACCCAGAUCUUUAAAGCAGAGUGUGGGCUGUACAGAGGUGACAAGGUGUUCUGCUUUGUCCAUCUGAGCAUCCAGGUGUUUCUGGCUGCCCUUUAUGUCUUCUGGUCCUUCAUCCACGAUGGGGUCAAUCUGCUCACAGAAGAACAACCCACCUCCAGGAAAGAUAAACUCCUCCUCCUCUACCAGAGUGCUGUGGACAAGGCCUUAGAGAGUGAGAACGGACACCUGGACUUGUUCCUCCGCUUCCUCCUUGGCCUCUCUCUGAAGACCAAUCAGAUUAUCCUACGAGAUCUCCUGGGACAAACAAAAAGUAGAUCACUGGUCACUAAGAUUAAACAAGGUCUGCAGGGACAGACAAGAUGUAGCUCACAGACCAACAAGGAAACCGUGUCUUACAUCAAGAAGAAGAUAGGUGGAGAUCUCUCUCCAGAGAGAAGCAUCAAUCUGUUCCACUGUCUGAAUGAGCUGAACGACCGUUCUCUAGUGGAGGAGAUCCAACAGUCCCUGACAUCAGGAAGUCUCUCCACAGGAUAUCUCUCCCCUGCUCAGUGGUCAGCUCUGGUCUUCAUCCUACUGACAUCAGAUGAGGAGCUGGACGUGUUUGACCUAAAGAAAUACUCUGCUUCAGAGGAGGGUCUUCUGAGGCUGCUGCCAGUGGUCAAAGCCUCCAAAAGAUCUCUGUUGAAUAGCUGUGAUCUGUCAGAGAGAUGCUGUGAAGCUCUGGCCUCAGUUCUCAGCUCCAACUCCUCUAGUCUGAGAGAGCUUGACCUGAGUACCAAUGAUCUGAAGGAUUCAGGAGUGAAGCUGCUCUCUGCUGGACUGGGGAGUCCACACUGUACACUGGAAACUCUCAGGUUGUCUGGCUGCCUGGUCACACAGGAAGGCUGUGCUUCUCUGGCCUCAGCUCUGAGCUCCAACCCCUCCCAUCUGAGAGAGCUGGACCUGAAGCUGGACAUGUUUGACCUGAAGAAAUACAAAGCUUCAGAGGAGGGUCUUCUGGGGCUGCUGCCAGUGGUCAAAGCCUCCAAAACAUCUCUGCUGGAUGGCUGUGAUCUGUCAGAGAGAUGCUGUGAAGCUCUGGCCUCAGUUCUCAGCUCCAAGUCCUCUAGUCUGAGAGAGCUCGACCUGAGUACCAAUGAUCUGCAGGAUUCAGGAGUGAAGCUGCUCUCUGCUGGACUGGGGAGUCCACACUGUACACUGGAAACUCUCAGGUUGAAUGGCUGUCAUCUGUCAGAGAGAUGCUGUGAAGCUCUGGCCUCAGUUCUCAGCUCCAACUCCUCUAGUCUGAGAGAGCUCGACCUGAGUACCAAUGAUCUGCAGGAUUCAGGAGUGAAGCUGCUCUCUGCUGGACUGGGGAGUCCACACUGUACACUGGAAACUCUCAGGUUGUCUGGCUGCCUGGUCACACAGGAAGGCUGUGCUUCUCUGGCCUCAGCUCUGAGCUCCAACCCCUCCCAUCUGAGAGAGCUGGACCUGAGCUACAAUCACCCAGGAGACCCUGGAGCUGCGCUGCUCUCUGCUGGACUGGAGGAUCCACGCUGGAGACUGGACACUCUCAGUGUGGAGCACGGUGGAGUCUGGAGGCUGAAACCAGCUCUAAAGAAGUAUGCCUGUGAACUCACACUGGACCCAAACACGGCCUUCAGACGACUCUCUCUGUCUGAGGACAACAGAAAGGUGACGCGGGUUGGAGAGGACCAGUCGUAUCCGGAUCACCCAGAGAGAUUUGACUUCUGUUACCAGUUGUUGGGUAGAGAGGCUCUGACUGGCCGCUGUUACUGGGAAGUAGAGUGGAAAGGAAAUGUUGAGAUAGGAGUGACAUACAGAGGAAUCACAAGGAGAGGAGGGGGUGUUGACAGCAGGCUUGGGUUGAACAACAAGGCCUGGAUUCUUGUUUGUGAUGAUGAUCAUUACUCUUCCCGGUACAACGGUAGACUAACAGUCCUCCGUCUCCCCCCCGCUGGCUCCACCAGAGUAGGAGUGUAUCUGGACCGGCCUGCUGGCUCUCUGUCCUUCUACAGAGUGUCCCCAGGUGGAGGAGGGUCCUCAGACACACUGACACACGUCAACACCUUCCAGGCAUCCUUCACCCAGGAGGACCUCCUCCCUGGGUUUGAGGUGUAUGGGGAGGGUGACUCAGUGUCUCUGUGUCGGUUGUAAAAAAACGAACGGGGGGAUGGGCGGUUACACACAUUGCCUUAUCGUUAGAGGAUGAGAGGCUUUUGAUGAAGAGGCUUUGGAGGCCUGAGAGGACUGAUGACUCAGUGUCUGUGUGGCAGUUAUAGUCUCUCGCUCUCUCUCUUUUUCUCACUCUGUCUCUCUCUCU